Molecule: messenger RNA, 983 nt
Organism: Cuscuta epithymum
Lineage: Eukaryota; Viridiplantae; Streptophyta; Magnoliopsida; Solanales; Convolvulaceae
Source: the annotation of a GenBank genome assembly
UUUGACUUGAAAAGAGUAAAAAAAAAAUGGAAAUGUGUUAUAUUGAUUGGCAAUUAUGUACAGGCAAUAUUCCAACAGCGGACAAACUUAGGGAGCGGAGGGUUGAUGUGCCAAACCAAUGUGUUUUUGGGUGUGGGCAGCUAGAAUCUUGUACACAUCUAUUUGUUUCAUGUAACAUGGCAAUUGAAUUAGGGAGGAAAGUGGGCUGGGGUGAAAAUAAUGUAACUGGGGGUAGUUUUUUGGAGUGGACAGAGAGAUUUUUCUCUUCUAAAAAUGAGGACCAAUGCUGUGAAUUUGUGAUGUAUUGUUGGAGUUUAUGGCAGGGACGGAAUAGGAUGGUUUGGCAUGCUGAAGCUUGUGGAGUUGAUCAAAUCAUUGCUGUAGCGAGAUCUGUUCUAUUUGGGUGGCGUGCAGCGCAAGAACAAGGCAGGGAGUGCUUCAACCGGACUGAAAGGAGGGCUGCGGAGGUAUGGAAAAAACCCGUGGAGGGCCGAAUGAAGGUCAACGUUGAUGCGGCUACCGGGAUGGAUGGAAAGCGGGGGACUAGCGUGGGUGGUGAGGGAUGCAGCGGGUCAGCUUGUGGCUGCUGGUGCUAAGCCUUGGGAAGGGAAUAUUUCACCCAAAGAAGCCGAAAUUUUAGGGGUCCGUGAGGCAUUGAGCUGGCUGAAGGAGAACCGUUGGGAUUAUGUGGACAUCGAGUCUGAUGCUUCUCAAGUUGUCUCUGCUAUUUAUAACGGAGGUGGUGUUGCUCAGUUUGGCUUGAUAGUGGAAGAUGUUAGAGAUUUAAUGAAAGAUUUUAAUAGCAUUUCUAUUGCUUUUAUACGGCGGUCUGCGAAUCGUGUUGCUCACACUCUUGCUCGAGCAGCCGUUUCUUUGUCUGACAGCCAUGUGUGGCUCUCGAUUCCUCCUACUUGUAUUAUGCAGGCUUUAAGCCAUGACUUCAUUAAUAAUACUUAAGAUUUCGUUGUGCAAAAAAAAAACAA